AUGAGUGAUAUAUAUGUGGUUAUUCAUAUUGUCACCACUUGUGAUGAUACAACAACUUAUGUAACCAAAGAUUCCACUGAAUUAAUUGAACUUUCUUGGGUUGUACUUGAUGCAGAAACUUUAGACAAUAUUCAUACAGAUACAAUCCUUGUACGUCCAGUUAAUACUCCAAUCACUCCAUAUUGUUCACGACUUCAUAAUAUUUCUUGGGAACAUGUUAGAAAUGCUGGUUCAUUUAAAGAUGCAAUUUCAAAAUUUGAUAAAUAUAUUCAAGAGAGUAUUAUUUCUCAAGGUAAAGAUUUCUCGUUGGUUACACUUGAUGUUAGUACUUUAAGAGUUCAAUUACCUCGUGAAGCAAGAGAUAAAGGUGUAGUAUUACCUCCAUAUUUACAACAUCCAAGAGUAUUUGAUCUUCGUACUGAAUAUUCUAGAUGGCAAUCUACUCACCCAGAGUCAUUAUCAUACACUGCAUCUUCUUUAUCAAAUAUAGUUACUGCAUUGGAAGUUGAGAUUGAAAAUAUCGAAGAUUUUUUAUCUGGUCCAAAUUCUUCAUCUUCCACUCCUCCACCUACACAACAACAGCAAAUGAACUUUGAUCAACAGCAACAACAACAGCAACCAGCGCAAACCAUUUCAGGUGAUCUGGAAACCAAGUCAAAGGGUGCCGCAAUUUUAUAUUCGAAAAUUGCCACACAAUUAAUUAGAAAAUCAAUGCCAUUUGAAGAAAAUCCAACUGUUUUCACAAAACCUUAUGAUUCAGCUCAGGAUGUAAGAGCAUUCUUAACCGAAAGAUCUAAAAUUCUUUAUCUUUCAAACUUACCCAGCGAUACUACCCAAUCAGAAUUAGAAUCUUGGUUUACUCAAUAUGGAGGUAGACCAGUUGCAUUUUGGACAUUAAAGAAUUUAGAAGACAAUAACAAAAACAAUAAUCAAGCUAACCCAAACUAUAGAAGAGGCAUUUCUGGAUUUGCAGUUUUUUCAACUCAUGAAGAAGCAACAGAAUCAUUAUCUAUGAAUGGUCGGGCAUUAAUUGAUCGUAUAAUUGAAGUUCAACCAUCUUCCACAAGAGUCUUGGAUAAAGCUAAUGAUUUAUUAACUCCAUUCCCAUCUUCUAAAAAUAGACCAAGACCAGGCGAUUGGACUUGUCCAUCUUGUGGAUUUUCAAACUUCCAAAGAAGAACUCAUUGUUUUAGAUGUUCAUUCCCUGCGUCAAGUGCUGUGGCAAUUCAAGAAUCCAUUUAUUCUAAUACUCCAAAUUCUGCCAAUGGUGGAAGUGGAGGUGGUAGUGGUGGUGGUGUUAAUAUUCGUCGUAAUAAUAGUCAACCUGGACAACAUGGUGGUCAACAGCAACAGGAUAAAUUAAAUGGCCAUCAUCCAGUUAAUGCUGCAGCUUCUGUAUUGAAUCAAACUGGAUAUAACAACUAUCACGACAAUCAAGGAAGCCAUGGUCAAUUACAACAACAGCAACAACAUCAAAACUAUGGUAAUCAAGGUAACUACUCUGGAAACCAAAACAACAACGCCGGAGGAAGUGGUAAUACAGGCAACAGCAAUCAAAACAACAAUCCUCAUGGAAACCGUUCCCACUAUAACAAUAGUGUCCCCUUCAGAGCUGGGGAUUGGAAAUGUGAACUCUGUGUUUAUCACAACUUUGCCAAAAACUUGUUUUGUUUAAAAUGUGGAGCUGCAAAACCAAUCAUGACUUCCAACACUCCACAUCAAACGAACGCCAUGCAUUCUGUCAACUCCACCGCGGCUGCAAUCGCCGCAGCUACUGCCAGUGGACAGCCUUUGAAUUUGAAUAGUGGGUUUAUGGGAUUACAGCAACCGCAACCACAUCAUGCCUAUGGUGGUAGCCAAGCGAAUGUUGGUCAAGGAGGACCUGGUCAAGGACAACAACAACAACAACAACGUCCUGGGGGAAUGAGAACUAAUUCAUUGGGAUCGUCGGGAUAUGUCAAUCAACAGAAAUUUCAUUAUAAUCAAUUACGUUCAAGCAGUAAUAGUGGAACUCCAAACCAGAUCUUAUCUCAACAAAUCCCCUUGUAUCAACAACAACAGCAACAACAAGGACAAGCUCAGGGAUAUUCUCAAUCAGUUGGGAAUUCUCCAGGGUUAUAUCCGAAAUAUACCGGUGGAUCAUAUCAACCACAACAACCACAGCAGAAAAUGCCCGGAUCUGCUCCUGGAUCAGCUGGUGAUGCGACAAUGGGUAACUUCGCUUCUUUGAGUAAUCAAAUGAAUACGUUGAGUUUGAACCAUUGA
This is a messenger RNA of Hemisphaericaspora subhashii, 2265 nucleotides long. RefSeq names its product Nrp1p (gene NRP1). The record is from RefSeq and is a predicted model, not a curated record. NCBI's taxonomy places the organism in Eukaryota, Fungi, Ascomycota, Pichiomycetes, Serinales, Debaryomycetaceae. Bases 1 to 2265 code for a protein of 754 amino acids. The transcript has a single exon. Gene Ontology annotation, molecular function: RNA binding; 3'-5'-RNA exonuclease activity.